Messenger RNA from Salvelinus sp. IW2-2015, 1764 nucleotides. RefSeq names its product sterile alpha motif domain-containing protein 9-like. Gene Ontology annotation, cellular component: cytoplasm. The record is from RefSeq and is a predicted model, not a curated record. NCBI's taxonomy places the organism in Eukaryota, Metazoa, Chordata, Actinopteri, Salmoniformes, Salmonidae.
ACUGUCUGGACUCCGCUGGGUGUGUGAGAGCAAUGUAAUUCUGAAGUACCACUACAGGAACUGGGAACCCUACAGGCAACAUCUGAAACACAUGCAGUACACACAAGGUGGUCCAUUGCUGGACAUCACUAUGGAGUUUGGUGAACUGGAGGAGGGACAUCUGCAACACUUAAUCUGUUUAGGGUCCAACCCUUCCCUGGGGAAUAACAUGAAGAUUCUUCAUGUAGAGGAACAUGGAGUGUCUUUCGAGGAAGUGCAUGAGGUCACCCGAUUCCAUGUUAAGCUUCUUCGUCCUAAGUUCUCAGCUCUCUCACUGAGCUAUCCCUUUUUUUGGGAUGUAGAAUUACACUGUAAUGUGGUACUCUAUCUGGCAGUGACAGAGGAAACACUAAUUUCACGGCUGUACCUGCUCCUGAGAAACUCCAGUCAACAAGAGGCUGUGCAGAAACAGGAGGAAGAUCAGACGGCCAAAGGAUAUUCCAGAUUUCUCCUGUCAAGUCCAAAUGGCCCCCUAAAGCUGAAAAGUAAUUUUGUGCUCCAAAAUCCCCAUGCCAGAUCUAUCAAACCACAGAAGAUUCAGCUGUUACCUGAAGACAACGAACCAAGCCAUUUUAAGAUGGUUAUGGAUAAUACAGGGAUUGACAUUCAGAUGGAGUUAAUCGGAGAUGAUGGAAAUACAGUAUGGGAUGAUAUACUAUGGAAAGCGGAAUACAGCGAUGACACUCGUUCAAUGUCAUUAACAUCACCUGUGACGUUUCUAAAGAACCACAGAGCUGAAAUCAUUCAGAGGGCCACAAAUGCUAUGCCAAUAGCAGAUUAUCUGAUUUCAAAAGGCAUGAUUAGUGACGAAGAUUACACGAAAAUAGAAUUUGAAAACACUGUUCAGGACAAAUUCAGGAAACUACUGAAAUGUGCGAUUAAAGAACCAAAGGUGGCGUGUGGUUUCCUCAAAGUCUUCAAGGAACAGAGUCCCUAUCUCUUUGAGGACUUGGAAAAACCUGGAACCUAAUCCAAAAAUGCUGACGUCUGUGUCAUAGUGGUUAAAUAUACUUCACUAGAUCAACUCAGUAAGGAAAUAUUGAAGCUGACCAAAUAAAGCCACUGAUGAUAACUUGGCCUAGGACCUUCAUCAAUUAAUUUAUGGUUUUGAUUAAAUAAAUAAUAAAACGCCUCUGGAUAAACUGAUAUAAAAAUUGUAAUUACACAGGCAUAACCUCACAGCCCAGUCAUCACCUCUCCAGCGUCUCUGUAUUGUCCUGGACCGCUGAGUCAUAUAAUGUUCUUAGGAAUGGAUGAGCAGCUGUCGUUCACAGGGUCAUAUUCACACCAGAGCCUGGUACAGAAGCUCUGAUUAGAAACCAUGUCAAAAAUGGACUGUAACUGAAAAGAAAAUGUGUUUUAUUGAUACUGUGUUGUUGUCCUGAAUUGAUGGUCUUAUAUUAUAAACAUUGCUUUUAUUUGUAUUUUUAGUGUUUGAUGUUUUGUAUUUGAAGUAGUGUAUUCAUCGGACCCUGUCAAUCAAUCAAAUGGUGUACCAUAUAUUUAUGAAGUAGAUUUUUGUUGAUAAAGUACAUUUUUUAAUGUUAAUGAUGUUUUUAAUGUUAUGUAUUUUAUUUUCUAUAACGCUGUAAUGGAUCUGCUGUGAUGGAUUUAUGAUUUAUACUUUUCAAAGACUCUAGAUGUUGUUAAGGUUUGGCCCGGGGUAGGCCGUCAUUGUAAAUAAGAAUUUGUUCUUAACUGACUUGCCUAGUUAAAUUAAAUAAA